AUGAAGUCCAAAGCAGACUACCUCAGCAAGUACCUCAGCGGUCCAAAGGACGCAAAGAAAAAGAAGAAAUCCAAGUCUGCUAACAUCGUUGUUGAUGCUUCGGUGCCUUCAAUCAAACAAGUUGACUUAGAGGACAUUUUUGAUGACGAUGAGAUAGACGAACUUAGGCCCAUCAAGGUCGAUCUCAAGUCCACGAAAGAGUUCAAAGGAUUCAAGAGGAUAGAUGGUCAGGAAAUCAAGCCUUUGGGUGAAGCAACCGACGUUGCACCACCAUCCUUACAGCCACAGACAACCGUAUACAGAGAUUCCCUGGGUAGAAUAAUUGACAUAGAAGCAAGAAGAGCAGAAUUUGAAACUCAAAAGAAACAACAGGAACAAGAAAAGGAGGUCAGAGAAGUCCGCAUAUCGGAGGAGGAACAGCUCCGCCAGUCAAAGGAGUCGUUUAAACCGAAGAAACAGGAUCUUGAUGAUCCGAUUAUUGUAUUCGAAGGAGAUACCGGAGGCAAUGAUUUGGGCAACCAGUACACUUACAAUCAAGGAGUUAAUCCUGUCAACAGAUUCGGCAUACUUGCAGGAUGUUUGUGGGAUGGCAUCGAUAGAUCCAAUGGGUUUGAAGAUUUGAUGAUGAGAAAAGUCACCGAAACCAGGUUCAAAAAGAUUGAUGGUAAAAUCAACGAGAGCUAUGACGAUUACGAAAUUUGAUGAAAUUGGUAAGACGUACUAGGAACAUUGUGCUUCCUAUGUGACCCAACACCGAGCUAUAAUGACAGCUACAUAAACUAUAAGCCUCGGCCAAUUUAAGCCAGUGUGUGUAAAGGAGAAACACUUCUGAAAGCAGCCAUUCUCGUCGAUGCAACUUCUGAUAACAACUCCUUUCUGAGCAAACCACACCUAAACAGCCACACUGGAGCACUUCGAGGCUCAAACUCACGGCAGCGGGGAUAUGCCAUUUCUGGCCAAGCAUUCAUGGACAAACUUUCAUCUAAUACCUUGGGGGAUGUACCAUCUGUUCUACUUUUGGAAUGCACUUGUAAUUGACUCUGCUAGUAUAGUCUCGAUAAGAUAUACAAGUAAUAGAAUAAUAUUUAUCAAAUCGU
Messenger RNA from Suhomyces tanzawaensis NRRL Y-17324, 1097 nucleotides. RefSeq lists its product as uncharacterized. Gene Ontology annotation, biological process: mRNA splicing, via spliceosome. Bases 1 to 702 code for a protein of 233 amino acids. Lineage: Eukaryota; Fungi; Ascomycota; Pichiomycetes; Serinales; Debaryomycetaceae. The record is from RefSeq and is a predicted model, not a curated record. Gene Ontology annotation, molecular function: RNA binding. Gene Ontology annotation, cellular component: RES complex; U2-type spliceosomal complex. The transcript has a single exon.